UAAAAUAAUAUUAUUCAUCAUAUAAUGUAGAGAAAAAAAGUUACGAAAAGUUUCACCACGGAUUAUAAAUCUUUUAUACUACUUAUCAUAUAAUUAUAAAAAAGUUUUUAAAUACUGUGUAGUUGGGAUUUACGUAUUUAAGUAUCAAAAUGGCUAUGACUAAACAGGCAUUUCUUGCCAUGAAUAAAACUGGAAAAAAAGUAAUAAAAUACGUUCUUGGAGAAUGUAUGCCGACUGUGAAAGAAAAUGCUGCGAAAAUAAGAAUUAAAAAAUUAGGAUUAGACACAAAUCUCCUUAUGUAUUUUAACGAAUAUGAAUUUGUAUAUGCCUAUGAUCCAUACAAGUUAUGCAAAACUGGUGAUACCGUUUUAAUACAAAAUUUACCAGAAAGAAUGACACGUCUAAUUACUCACAAAGUAAUCGAAGUUGUUUAUCCUUUGGGUGAUAUUACGGAUCCAUUAACAGGCAAAAAAGUAGUUAGUGGAAAAUACAGAGAUCAAAUUCAAGAAGAAAUAAAAUUAUAUGGCAAAUUAAAAAGCAAUUUCGAUUACAACAAAGCUCCACCACGAGGAAGCAUGGAAGGUAUUCGUGACUUUUCUCAUAAAGAAAGUUACAUCAAGUAUUAUGAUGAUCCAAAUGAUCCUCAGAAUUAUGCAGUUUAAACUUUAUAUUCAAUCUUGUUGAAAAAUAUAUAAAAUAAAUUGUCAUUACGGCA
Messenger RNA from Cotesia glomerata, 715 nucleotides. RefSeq names its product 28S ribosomal protein S17, mitochondrial (gene mRpS17). The record is from RefSeq and is a predicted model, not a curated record. Gene Ontology annotation, biological process: mitochondrial translation. The transcript is spliced from 4 exons. Lineage: Eukaryota; Metazoa; Arthropoda; Insecta; Hymenoptera; Braconidae. The coding region runs from base 150 to 662 and encodes 170 amino acids. Gene Ontology annotation, molecular function: structural constituent of ribosome. Gene Ontology annotation, cellular component: mitochondrial small ribosomal subunit.